UCAAACAUUUUGCUCAUAUUUUUCCGAAUAAAUCCUAUAAUUACGAAGCGGUUAGAAAAUGCGACGCCGUGCCGGGGUCGGUGCCAUCCAAAAGCAGAAACUGCAGGCCGAAAAGUACCGCGACAAGGGCAACGAACUGCAGGAUUCCCAAUUUGAGCAAAUGGUGAAGCAGAUGGACGUUCUCAAGGAAAAUCUGGAGGAAUUUGCCGCGAAGCAUAAAGCAGAAAUUAGGAAGAAUGCCCAAUUUAGACGGCAAUUUCAGGAGAUGUGUGCCGCAAUCGGCGUUGAUCCUUUGGCCUCGGGAAAAGGUUUCUGGAGCGUGCUGGGGAUGGGCGAUUUCUACUAUGAGCUAGCAGUGCAAGUGGUAGAAGUUUGCUUGGCAGCGAACCAUAGCACAGGAGGUCUUAUGGAGUUGAACGAGCUACGGAACCGCCUAGUGGCUGCGAGAGGUCGCAAGCAGAUCCACCAGGAAAUAGUGAACGAAGACAUUGUGAUGGCUGCGAGGAAGUUGAAAAUAUUUGGCUAUGGUUUUACAGUGUUCCCCGUUGGUGAGGGUAGGUACAUGGUGCAAUCGAUUCCCGGUGAGCUGAGCUUACAGGAAACAUCGGUCCUGAGUGAAGCCGCCAAUCAGGGACAGGGCUAUGUGACGAUUUCGAUGCUGGUGGACAACUUAGGUUGGACGCAAUUCCGAGCCCGGCAAGCCAUUGACAAGAUUCUUUCGGAUGGCCUGGCGUGGGUAGAUAACCAAGGCGAAGAGGAGUCGUAUUGGUUUCCUAGUUUAUUCCCGGGUCGUCAGGGUGGUAAAAUAGUUUCGUGAUAUGUACAAUAAAACACAAAACUAAUAA
Ochlerotatus camptorhynchus is the source of this 845-nucleotide messenger RNA. It is a transcript of the gene lsn, whose product is annotated as vacuolar-sorting protein SNF8. Lineage: Eukaryota; Metazoa; Arthropoda; Insecta; Diptera; Culicidae. Bases 59 to 817 code for a protein of 252 amino acids. The record is from RefSeq and is a predicted model, not a curated record. Gene Ontology annotation, cellular component: ESCRT II complex. The transcript is spliced from 3 exons. Gene Ontology annotation, biological process: protein transport to vacuole involved in ubiquitin-dependent protein catabolic process via the multivesicular body sorting pathway.